Cokeromyces recurvatus is the source of this 726-nucleotide messenger RNA. Its product is annotated as triose-phosphate transporter family-domain-containing protein. Gene Ontology annotation, molecular function: antiporter activity. The transcript has 3 exons. The record is from RefSeq and is a predicted model, not a curated record. The coding region runs from base 1 to 726 and encodes 241 amino acids. Lineage: Eukaryota; Fungi; Mucoromycota; Mucoromycetes; Mucorales; Mucoraceae. Gene Ontology annotation, cellular component: Golgi apparatus; endoplasmic reticulum-Golgi intermediate compartment; cis-Golgi network. Gene Ontology annotation, biological process: UDP-glucose transmembrane transport.
AUGGUUAAAUCUAGUACACCCAUUUGGGUACUAUUGUUUUCUUUUAUGUUUGGAUUUGAAAAGCCUCGAUUUUUAUUGGUCACUAUUAUCGUUAUUAUGGUUACUGGAGUUAUUUUAACAGUAGAAGGGGAAACAAAAUUUGAUGGAUUAGGGUUCUCACUUGUAUUGAUUGCGUCCAUUAUAUCAGGCUUAAGAUGGAGUAUGACACAACUGUUAUUAAAACACGAAAAUAUAGGAAUCAGUAAUCCGAUUGCUACCUUGUACUAUUUAAGUCCUGUCAUGUUUAUGACUAUGAUGACUCUCAGUUUAAUUUUUGAACAUCCAUUUGAUCAGUCUCAAGACUCAAACCACUUUGAUACCUUUGCACAUAUUAUAGAAUUAUUUGGAUUGAUGUCUAUUGGUGGAUUUUUAGCAUUUGCUAUGAUAUUGGCUGAGCUGUAUUUGAUUAAAAGUACAAAUACAGUUACAUUAAGCGUUGCAGGGAUUAGUAAAGAAAUUGUUGUUAUUACAUUAUCUGUUAUGAUAUACGGGGAUGUUUUAACUACAAAAAACGUAUUAGGGCUAAUUGUAUCAAUCAUUGGUAUUAUUGCAUAUAAUUAUUAUAAGAUUUCAAAAUAUAAUUCAAAAGAAAGGCAAUAUCAAAUAAUCCCAUUACAUUCAUCUUCGUCAUCAUCGACAAAUACAAGUAUGUCCUCGAAUACAGCAAUAAGAAACCUUAGAGAUUAA